This is a messenger RNA of Vavraia culicis subsp. floridensis, 776 nucleotides long. RefSeq lists its product as uncharacterized. The transcript has a single exon. Lineage: Eukaryota; Fungi; Microsporidia; Pleistophoridae. The coding region runs from base 1 to 657 and encodes 218 amino acids. The record is from RefSeq and is a predicted model, not a curated record.
AUGGACCACUCUCCCCACGAAUUAAGCGCCGAAGAGAAGAGGAACGAGGACGAGCUGAACAAUAUCUUCUUCAAGCUGCAGAACUACACCAACAUAAUAGCGUACGAAAAGGACGAGAAAGAAAUCGAUCUACUCCUGAAGUACAUCGAUGAUGACGAGUACAUAAUUGUGAAUCUGAGUAUAUCGCCGAUUCUCAGGGAUCGGUUCGUGAAAACGUACGCUGUGAAGAAGUUACCCAUCCUUAUCAGCUAUUCGACCAACAUCUACAACGACGAGAAACUGAGCGCGUGCCUAGAGGAGAGGAAGGUGAAUGAGGACUCGUUUAUUGACCAUAAGAUUGACAGGAUGGUGGGUGAGAAGAAGGUGAUGAUAUUCAUUAAGGGAUCACCGGACAAGCCGGAGUGCAAGUUCACGAAGGAGCUGAUUUCGCAGUUUGAUGAGCUACAGCUCAAGAACGGCAAGGACUAUUCCUACUUUAAUAUAAAAAUGGACAAUAAGGUGAGGAACAGGCUGAAGAAGAGGAACAAUUGGCCAACAUUUCCACAGAUUUACAUAGACAGGCUGUUUGUCGGUGGGCUGGACACCUUCAAGAAAAUGAAGGAGAAAAAGAUCGUGCAGAAAAUGCUGUUUCCUGGCGAUAAAGAAGAAAUAGAUUAAACAUCAUUUUACAAUUAAUGUUCCAGGAGUGUCGGGUGCCAUUAAUUUAGCGUGUCUUUCGUGAAGAGAAGGCUUUCUGGAACGGCACUCGAUCGCAAGCGCUGCUGUUUGUAAACGAC